Hydractinia symbiolongicarpus is the source of this 942-nucleotide messenger RNA. RefSeq names its product kinetochore protein Nuf2-like. Bases 1 to 942 code for a protein of 313 amino acids. NCBI's taxonomy places the organism in Eukaryota, Metazoa, Cnidaria, Hydrozoa, Anthoathecata, Hydractiniidae. The record is from RefSeq and is a predicted model, not a curated record. The transcript has a single exon.
AUGGACUCUGCAAAAAGGGAAAACAAAAGUGAUUAUUGGGUUGCAGAUUUGUUUCAACCUUGUUACACUACAAAUGAUCUUCUGACUGUUGACGAAGUCGAUAGAAAGGCUAAGUAUAAUCUUGCAAAUGAUUUUUACUCUAAUAUUUAUAGUCAAGUAAUCUUAAACGAAGUUACAGAACAAAAUAAAAUUUUACAAGCAGAAAAAAAGACGGAUGUGUUGGCAAAAGCGAAAAAAAAAUUAAAUGAUAAAGAUAUUCUGCUUGCUAAACCCCAAAGUCCAAUUUCAUCGACAACGCACUGCUGGAAUCAAGAGGAAAUUGUAUUAUUUAAAGAAUCUUAUGAAAAAUUAAAGGAACGCGCCAUAAAACUUAUUUGUAUAAUCGAAUCUCGAGAUCUUAAAAUUGACACUUUAAAAAGAACUAAUAAGGAACUUAAAACAGAAUUAUCUACAACGCAAAAUAAAUUUUCUGUUGUUAGAAAGGAGAAUGAGCACUUAAAAGCGUAUGCAUCAAGUUGUCAAAAAAUCACUGACGAUCUUGAAAUAAAAUUGCAAUAUUAUGAAGAUAUGAACAAUAACUUAACAUCUUCACUGUAUAGCCUGCAGAGUCAAAAGAACGAAAUAGAAGAGAAAUUCUCUAGGUAUAAGAGUUUAAAUGAAGAGUACAAACAAACUUGUACACAACAGCUAAUAAAACACAAAAAAGAAUUAUACACACUCGAACAAACAUUACGAAUGGACCAUGAAAGCAUAUUACAAAGCUUAGAAAUCAAGAUUCAUGAGAAAGAAACACUUUUGGAAAGAAAAGAAAAGGAAUGUAAUAACUAUAAGGACAGUUUGCAAAGUCUUCAAAAACAUUUCAAUAACCUGGGUGUCAGAGAUACCACUACAUUUGACAGUACUACAGAGAAGGAAAGCUUUCUAAAUAUAGUUGAUAUAUAG